CAGCGCCUAGGGGCACGGGCGCCGCCGGAAGCCGGGGCAGGGCGGGGCGGCGAUGCGGUGAGGCGCGGGCACCGCGGCGAUGAGCGCCUCCGCUGCCACCGGGGUGUUCGCUCUGUCGCUCGCCGCCAUCCCGGUCACCUCCGUCUUCAACCACCUGGCGGCCCAGUACGAUUCCUGGACAAUUGUAGGGGUUGCCGCCCUCAUCCUGCUCCUGGUGGCCCUGGCAGCCCGUGUCCUUGUCAAGAGAAAACCACCCCGGGACCCCCUGUUCUACGUAUAUGCAGUCUUUGGAUUUACCAGUGUGGUGAGCCUCAUCAUGGGGCUGGAGCAGGAUGGCAUCAUCGAUGGCUUCAUGACACACUACCUGAGGGAGGGUGAGCCCUUUCUGAACACAGCCUACGGGCACAUGAUCUGCUACUGGGACGGCUCGGCCCACUACCUGAUGUACCUGGUGAUGGUGGCAGCCAUAGCCUGGGAGGAAAGUUAUAGAACCAUUGGCCUAUAUUGGGUUGGAUCCAUUGUAAUGAGCAUUGUUGUUUUUGUGCCUGGAAACAUCAUAGGGAAGUUUGGAGCACAAGUUUGUCCUGCUUUUUUCUUAAGCAUACCAUAUGCUUGUCUUUCCAUCUGGGCUGGUUUCAGAAUCUAUAACCAGCCAUCAGAAAAUUACAAUUAUCCCUCAAAGGUUGUUCAAGAAGCACAAGCAAAGGACCUGCUGAGACGGCCAUUCGAUUUAAUAUUAGUCAUAUGUCUACUUCUGGCUACUGGAUUCUGCCUGUUCAGAGGCCUGAUUGCUUUGGAUUGUCCAGCUGAGCUCUGCCGAUUAUAUACACAGUUUCAGGAGCCCUACUUGAAGGAUCCUGCGGCUUAUCCUAAAAUUCAGAUGCUGGCAUAUAUGUUCUAUUCUGUCCCAUACUUUGUGUUUGCCUUUUAUGGCCUUGUGGUCCCUGGGUGCUCCUGGAUGCCCGAUGUCACGCUGAUACACGCCGGAGGCCUGGCCCAGGCCCAGUUUUCUCACAUUGGUGCUUCCCUUCAUGCGAGAACGGCUUAUGUCUACAGAGUCCCUGAUGAAGCCAAAAUCCUUUUCUUAACAUUAAAUAUAGCAUAUGGAGUUCUUCCUCAGCUCCUGGCCUAUCGCUGUGUCUACAGACCAGAGUUCUUCAUAAAAACAAAGGCCGAUGAAAAAAUGGAAUAGACAGGCCUUCACGUUCUUCCUCUUGGGUCACUCCCUGGCUGCACUGGCACUUGUGUUUUUCCUCAUUUCACUUCCUUUCCAUACAUGAAUACUCAUGCACAAGUUUUUGAUCUUCACUGUAUGUGUGAUCAAAAUACAGUAUUGUGUGGAUUAAUUUUCUUUUUCAUGGAAAAUUGAAGUAAUUGGGAAAUAAUGGUUUAAAGAAAUAUAUCAAAAUUAUCUGUGAAUAAACCUGACCAUAUAUUUCAAUAUUCCAUUUGUGCAUAUUAAAUUUUGUGUGAAAAAUUACAGUUUAAUGCCUGUAACAGUGAGCAUAAAGAUGAAUGGUGAAUAUGGUUGAUGUAUAUAAAAUAAGUCAAAACAGCAGUUGCAGGUUGGAGAAAUAGCUUCUGCAUAUAAAAUGUAUAUGCUUCAUUAUCAACCUCAAUAUAAAAGGCCAUCAGAAUAUUUUAAAAUGUUUUCUCAAGGAAAGUACAUCAUUAACUGCUUUAAAAAAUUACUAUUAAAAAUAUUUGUGUGAAUCUAAAUAGUUAAAAGGAGAUAGCCUAUCAUUACCCUUAGUAAAUAUUUGUUUUAUUGGUGAUUGGAAAUAUUUCUAUUGUAUUUCUGUGCAUAUUUUUAAUAAAAUUAUUUUUUGCCUUUAUGAAAA
Perognathus longimembris pacificus (Pacific pocket mouse) is the source of this 1841-nucleotide messenger RNA. It is a transcript of the gene Tm6sf1, whose product is annotated as transmembrane 6 superfamily member 1. NCBI's taxonomy places the organism in Eukaryota, Metazoa, Chordata, Mammalia, Rodentia, Heteromyidae. Gene Ontology annotation, cellular component: lysosomal membrane. Bases 80 to 1192 code for a protein of 370 amino acids. The record is from RefSeq and is a predicted model, not a curated record. The transcript is spliced from 10 exons.